CUUUCGUCCAGCAGCCAUGUCUCUUCGCACCCUUACUGUCGCUGCGCUCGUCUCCUUGGCACUUGGAUUCUCGAGUACAACACCAGUGGUUUCCUGGUCCUCCUACAGCUCGAAUGCUUUGGACUCUAUUCCUUCCAAACUGCCCCACUCGCACUCUGUCUUGGACUCUAUCCUGUCAAAUGAAGACGUCUGUGGUCACGAUGCCGUGGUGCUCGUAGAUCAGCCUGACUUGCACGCCUCUGACCUGCGCGUCCUUCCUUCGCACGCACACCUCUCACGAUCCCUCUCAUCUGCUCCCUCAUCGAGGCAGUUCCCUUAUGUAUUAUCAACGGGCUUGGACUUCUCUUCCCUGCUGGAAUCCACCGCGACCAGAUGCCAGUCGCGUAUCGUUUCGUACUCUCCCGGUCAUGGCGGUGUUUCGUUCUCCAACGAGAAACACGUUGUCUCGCUCAGCUUUCCUCUAUUGAAUGGCCUUGCGGAUGAGCGUGCCGAAGCGAUGCUCAAGCACGAUUCUUUGCUUUCUGCCGAACUCGCACUCCUUGCCAAGACGUUCCCCAACCACCUCGUGAUCUACACCUCUUCCUCCCCGUCCUCCCUUGCGAAGCGUGCGGACACCGUUCUCGGUAGUGUCAUCCAAGCGCCGUCUGCGAAGCCCAAGACGAAGGGUGGCGUUUUGGCGCGCUACCAGCUUCUUACUCCUGGCCUCAUUGUCACGCUCUUCGUCGCAUUCUUCGUUCUCGUGCCGAUCUUUAUGGCUGGCUUCAGCGCGCUAGCAAGUAUCCAAAGCUCAGUCCAGACCAGCACCCCGAAGAGCUUCGACGCUGCGGCCAAGAAGAACCAGUGACCGUUCAUCCAUUCGAAGAGUACAUAUAGUGUAGUAAUCUCCAACAAUCAUUCACUGGGACAGUAUCUUUCUG
Molecule: messenger RNA, 917 nt
Organism: Mycena citricolor
Lineage: Eukaryota; Fungi; Basidiomycota; Agaricomycetes; Agaricales; Mycenaceae
Source: the annotation of a GenBank genome assembly